Doryrhamphus excisus (bluestripe pipefish) is the source of this 1929-nucleotide messenger RNA. Lineage: Eukaryota; Metazoa; Chordata; Actinopteri; Syngnathiformes; Syngnathidae. The record is from RefSeq and is a predicted model, not a curated record.
UUUUUUUAAAGAUAAUUGCUAAUACUUUGCGCAAUAAUGCCCAAGUAUACAAUAUUAUCCAGCCUCAUUUUCACAUAAUUUUAAAUAAUUACAUUUAUUUAACGUAUAUAGCACAGCGGUGCAUUCUUUUCUCUUCAGAACAAUUUCGCUUAAGCAUUGUCAACAGGACAGGGGCUAGAUCAUGUUUACGAUUCUUUUCUUUUCGAACAUUAUGCUGGGCCAAACAGCGUCACGUGACGCGGAGCUUUCCUUAGUUCACUUCCUGUCCGUCGCCGUGGUUACGAUUUGAUUCCGGAAGUGGCUUUGCACAACACAAAAACAUGUCUGUGCAAAGCUGGGUCGACAUCCUAAAAUCAUCCAAGAAAACUGCUUUGAUUCACGAUGGAAAACGGAAAAUUCACUACCUUUUUACGGAUGGAAAAGAAAUGGCGGAAGAGUAUGACUUGAGAACCGAUGAACUGCUUGUACGAAAGUGGCAGCACAAAAGCACACUUGGAGCACAGGGCCAAUGGCAGGAAGAAGUUGGAGAGCCACGUGCAAGUCCUGACGCCUGUUUGGAUGCUGAGCUGAUAAAAGAGAACUGUGCCAAUCCUGUCUUUAUGCGGAGAGAUACAAAGACCAGUUUUCAGUGGAGAAUCCGGAACCUUCCCCACCCAAAAGACGUCUUUGAUGUUUCAGUGCAACCAUCUGAGAGGUGUAUUGUCGUCAAAACGUCAAAUAAAAAGUAUUACAAGAAGUUUGGUAUUCCUGAUCUGGAUCGGAGUCACCUUCCAUUUGACAGCUCAGCUUUAAGCUUCACUCAUGCCAAUAACACGCUAAUAGUGAGCUACAAGAAACCCAAAGAGAUUUUAACCCUUGAGCAGAAUCUGAUGAAGGAACUGAAGAAGCUGAAGGGAACCGGCGAAGGCGACGUUGACUGCAAGACUCAGUGAAUUAUGACUACGGCAGCCUGGGAGUACAUCUGAGCUGCGUGUCAAGACGAAUCUCUUGAUCAAAAUGUUAAGACCAGUUGAAAAGUUGUAUAUGUACAUGUAUAUUUUCUUCUAUGUAGUCUGGAACUGAUGACCAUUUUUGUUAAUUCUCCGCACCCAUUCCCAAAUGUUCCCAAUUGGAUGAACACGCAGGGCAGUGGUCUAAACGAGUGACGUUAUUCCUCUGGAAUUAGUCCUAUGUCAGGCGGGAAUGCAGCGCUGUCUUGUUGAAAAACCCAAUCCUUAGCCGAGGGCCUUGAGUCGUCAGAGAUGCCCGCCUGCAACAUCUCCGUGUAGCCAUUUGCCAGUUUGACGCCCCUGCACAACCUGACGCUCCAUUGUUCCAUUGAAGAAGGAAGCGCCCCCACAUCAACUGUGCCGUGUGGAAGUAUUUGGGAAGUAUUUGGGAUCACCUUGUCAUGCCAGUAACGUUGGAAGCCAGUGUCCCAUGUUUGGUGCGCUCAUGUAAAUUCCAAAGGCAAAUUCUGUGUCUGAUUGACAGUUUAUUGGACUGCAAGGAUCGUCCCGUGUAUUUACAAAAAGUGAGGGCCGGUGACAUUUUUUUGGGUGUUCCACUUGACUUUUUUUUGCUCCAUAACCCUCGGGAUUUAAGACAGUGGUCUCAAACACGCGGCCCGCGGGCCAAAUGUGGCCCGCAGGACAUUAAUUUGAGGCCCCCGCCUUGAUAUGAAAGUUUAAUGUUAGUGCGGCCCGCGCAAGUUUGAUAUGGAUGCUGUAUGGUAUCAUGUACCCAGAAAAAAUUAUUACGUUUGAUUCAUGUUCAUGUUAAAGGUUAAAUAACUGUUAAUAGUUAUCCUCCCUAUCCGUGUGGAAGUGGUAAGUUUUUGGCUAUUUAAGUUGAAAGGAAAUAACUUGAAGGCUACCGUUUAGGUCGCUAGCUCUCUAGUUUGCGAGUUAGCAUGUGUCUCAAGACCCUGCAGUUGCGCAAUAUGUUGUA